Triplophysa rosa is the source of this 1955-nucleotide messenger RNA. RefSeq names its product CMRF35-like molecule 3. The record is from RefSeq and is a predicted model, not a curated record. The transcript has 10 exons. Bases 552 to 1442 code for a protein of 296 amino acids. Lineage: Eukaryota; Metazoa; Chordata; Actinopteri; Cypriniformes; Nemacheilidae.
CAUCAGUCUUCAAUGUCACCAUCACUGAUCUGAAUGAACAUGAUUCAGACACAUACUAUUGUGUAGUUGAUAUAGUCGGGUGGACAGAUAUCUACACUGAAGUGAAGCUGAAUGUUAGAGAAGACACAACUGAUCACAAAACAUCACCAACAACAACAACAACAUCAUCAUCCUUCUUAUCGUCUUUCUCAUCAGUUCAGUCAACACUGGUCACGACAUCAUCAUCCUCAACUUUCUCAAAAAUUCAAUCUACAAUCACGUCAGCAUCUCCUGUGACAUCAUCAGACUCUUUGUUGAUCAUGAGUUUGUCUGUGGUUCUGGUUCUGAUCAUCACUGGCCUGUUGAUGCUGACAGUGAUUCUCUGGAAGAGACAUCAGACUGCAGUGACAAGAUCUCACGCCGGUCCAGUAAACAAGGAGCAGCGGUUUUGACAGAUACAGAGGAAGUACAAAUGAGAAGUGGGCAUGUUUGUCACUUUCAGCAGCUGUAGCAGAAAACAUUGAAACCCACUGAUACUCCUGAACAGCUUCAGAUGAAGAAGACCAGAGAAGAUGAUUGAAUACGCGAGAAGAAUGAAGAUGCCGUUGACUUUCACACUGCUGAUGAUUUCUGGAGCUCUGAGCUUCAGUGUGAUGGGAUAUACAGGAGGAGCAGUCACCAUCACAUGUCCAUAUGACAGAGGAUAUACAAGUAAUGAGAAAUAUUUUUGUAAAGGUCAGAAGCCAGUUAUACCAAGGCCUGGAUGGUGUUUUGACGUCAUCAAGACUGAUAUUAAAGAUAAAAGAUUCUCUCUGUAUGAUGACACAACAGCAUCAGUCUUCACUGUCACCAUCACUGAUCUGAAUGAACAUGAUUCAGACACAUACUAUUGUGUAGUUGAUAUAGUCGGGUGGACAGAUAUCUACACUGAAGUGAAGCUGAAUGUUAGAGAAGACACAACUGAUCACAAAACAUCACCAACAACAACAACAACAUCAUCAUCCUUCUUAUCGUCUUUCUCAUCAGUUCAGUCAACACUGGUCACGACAUCAUCAUCCUCAACUUUCUCAAAAAUUCAAUCUACAAUCACGUCAGCAUCUCCUGUGACAUCAUCAGACUCUUUGUUGAUCAUGAGUUUGUCUGUGGUUCUGGUUCUGAUCAUCACUGGCCUGUUGAUGCUGACAGUGAUUCUCUGGAAGAGACAUCAGACUGCAGUGACAAGAUCUCACGCCGGUCCAGUAAACAAGGAGCAGAUUUCUCGAGCAUCUUGUGAUUACACCGAGAUUAAAGACAUCAGACGAGAUGAAGUCUGCACUACUGAUUCUCCUAACACUUUGUACGCCACGGCACAAUUACCCACAAUCCCCUCUGAUUCUCCUAACACUGUGUACGCCACGGCACAAUUACCCACAAUCCCCUCUGAUUCUGCUAACAUUGUUUACGCUGAAGUAAAACAGCCGUAAGUGGCUGUGUCAUAUCUGAUGGUCUCAAUUACGCAACGGUGAACUUCCAAAACAAAUAUGACGGUUCUGAUCCCGUCAGAUUGAGAAAUAAUCAGGAUCAGUAUUCUACUGUCAAUCAUUGAGAUACAUAAAUAUCAGAGGAAGACAGUAGGACAGACAGUGAGCAGCGUUAGUAAGAAUAAAUGAAAUGCUGGUGUGAUGCGAACAACUUAAGUCAGAUGUAUUGUAUUUAAAUCUGUUUACAGAAAAUAAGAGAAGACAGAAUGUUUAAGUGUUAUUUAUGUUCAUAUUUUUAAGUAUGCACUUUGGUUAGUAGAUGUUUUAUUGUGAGUUCUUGAAGUGUUAAGUCAAAGUUCCAUUAUGAUUUGGAAAACAUAGUUUAAUGACUUGUAGCUUCUCCUGUUUUGUGGUCUUCCCAUCCGUCGAAAGAGUUGAAAUGUUUGUCACGCAUUGUUGUAAAUGGCCCCGCAGGUCCUUCACAGUUGAGAUUUGUGUGUUGACUAUUUUAUAAUA